CGUGCCCGCCCGCCGAGGACGGCCCGGAACGGUGCCGUGGGGCGAGGCCGCAGUGAGUCACAGCCCGGACGGUGACACACGGCCGCUGGAACCCCAGGGAAAUGACACCCGGUGUCACUCCCCAGUCGCUGCACGCAGCGAGGGCUGAGGCCCGACAGCACUUGUGACACCAGUGGGACACCCCCAGGUGCCCUGUGUGUGCAAGGUGAUGCCACAGAGACCCCCAGAAGAACAUGAGAGAAGCCCCUGCUCAGCCCUGGAGUUUUUGGGGUGUCACCCUCCACCCAAAGCAUAACUCGCACCCCUUUACAGAUGGGAAACUGAGGCAGCCCCAUACAGGCCUGCAGAGGGGUUUGCCCAUAGUUAAGCCCAGCCCUUCAGCCCCCCCAAAUCCACCCUGGGCUGGCCCUGGCCCCCCCGCCCGGAGUGUCCGCUCCGGGGAGCAGCGGGCACUGAUUGCGGCUGACAGCUGCUGCUCCGUGCCCGCCCGGUGCCUGCGCCCUGCCCGCGGGGCCGCCAGCACACACGGAGCCCCGCGCCGUGCUUGGGGGGUCCCAGCCCCGCUGCUGCUGCCCCAAAGGCCCGAUCCCGCUGCUCCCCGUCUCGCCAUGAUCAUCCGCCCCCGACGCCUGACCCCGGGCUACUUCCAUCUGCUCCAGAUGCAGCUGGCAGCGGGACGUGAGGCUGAGCCGGGGGGGCGGCUGCUGACCCCCCUGGCCCUGCUGCUGGCGGCCGCCGGGUUCUGCCUGUCCCUCUACAGCGCCCGGAGAAUGGCUGACCCCACCAAGGCGUCCCCGGAGCCGUGAGGAGCGGGCUGGGGGCCGUGGGGACCGUCCCCGGGGGUCCCCCUCCACCCGCCGUCUCCCCCCGAGCGGAGCCGCGGCUGCAGCCACUCUGCAGCUGACCUGCGCCACAUGCAGCCCUUCCCACCGCCGUGGGGAUGGGGGACACGCCUGUCCCUGCCUGGGGCAGCCGGGAUGGAGAACGGAGAAGCCGAUUCCAGCUCUGGAGCUGCCGGCUGAGCCCGGCCCGAGCCACGGGGGGACAUCGGGAUCCAGCCACCAGAGCAGAGGCUGGACAGACAGACAGAGGGACGACAGAGCUGGGAGCUGCAUCCAUCCCCAUCUGCCCUGCGGAAGCAGAGGGGCCUGGGGAGCCCAGCUGGUGGCCACAGACCUCCCCCCCCGUCCCCAUGGGAACAUGCUGCGGCCGCGGCCCCGCAGGAACGAGGCCAGCGCUGUUAGGUAACGGGCAGGGGGGACACAGGGCAGUGACGUGACCCUGGGCAGGCACAUCCCGUGUCCCUGGGCCGGCACAUCCCGCUGGGAUGGCGGUUGCAGCCUUCCCAGCCCCCGCAGAGCUGCGGCUCUCCCCCCCUUCCCGGGGCCGGGGGGGACAAAUCCGGGCAGGCUGCGUGGAA
Molecule: messenger RNA, 1420 nt
Organism: Vidua macroura (Pin-tailed whydah)
Lineage: Eukaryota; Metazoa; Chordata; Aves; Passeriformes; Viduidae
Gene: ZNF593OS
Product: ZNF593 opposite strand
Exons: 2
Coding region: 234-806 (190 amino acids)
Source: RefSeq, a predicted model, not a curated record